Molecule: messenger RNA, 1776 nt
Organism: Knipowitschia caucasica
Lineage: Eukaryota; Metazoa; Chordata; Actinopteri; Gobiiformes; Gobiidae
Source: the annotation of a GenBank genome assembly
AUGCUGCGUGGCGUUCUCAAAACUCACUCCAAAUGGAAAUAUUGCACGAAAAGUUGCGUGAGGAGGCUUCACGUAGACGGUCCCCCGCAGCAGCCCAUUCUCCGAGAUAGUUACGUCCACGGCACGUCCUCAGUGUCGCUGCUGCCGCUCACCGUGAGCCAGGCCCUGGACUCGGUCUCUCUCCGCUGGCCCGAACGAGAGGCUGUGGUCUGUGUGGAGGACGGGGCGCGCAAAAACUUUCAACAGUUUAACCAAGAUGUGGACAGGUUGGCAGCAGGACUUCUUGCUCUCGGCCUAAAGCCAGGGGACCGCGUGGGAGUUUGGGGCCCGAACUCCUAUGAAUGGAUCCUAUCUCAGUUCGCCACCGCCAAGGCUGGGAUGAUACUGGUUUCUCUGAACCCAGCUUAUCAGAUGAAGGAGGUAGAGUGUACCCUAAAUAAGGUUCAAUGUAGGGCAGUCAUUUGUCCCUCUAGUUUCAAAACCCAAAAGUUCACUGAAAUCCUCAGAAACCUUUGUCCAGAAAUGGAUACAUCACCAAAAGGCCACAUCCAAAGCUCCAGACUUCCAGACCUGCGUACCGUGAUCGUGAUGGACAGUGUGGAGCCAGGGACGCUUCAUUUCCAGGACGCCAUGGAAGCGGGCGAGAGUCAACACCACAAAGAACUGAUGGAUCUGCAGAGAAAGCUCUCCUGUGACGAUCCCAUUAACAUCCAGUUCACUUCGGGAACAACGGGAAAUCCAAAAGGUGCCUGUCUGUCGCAUCAUAAUAUCGUAAACAAUGCCUACUUUUUGGGCCUUAGACUUGGUUAUGGAUGGAAGCCUGACGUGCGAGUGUGUGUUGCUGUCCCCUUGUACCACUGCUUCGGCUCUGUGCUGGCGGGGAUGUGCAUGGCGGUACAUGGCAUCACACUGGUCUUUCCCUCCAAAGGCUACAACAGUCAGGCCAACCUCAAGGCAAUUCAGAAUGAAAGGUGUAAUAUUAUUUACGGGACCCCCACAAUGCACACAGAUAUGCUCAACCAGAGAGAUCUACACACAUAUGACUUGUCUUCAAUUGAAGGAGGUCUCAUGGGAGGAGCCCCAUGUCCUCCUGAGAUUCUGAGGAAACUCAAAACUGACAUGAACAUGAAAGAAAUCUCUGUGGUUUAUGGAACGACAGAGAACAGCCCGGCCACCUUUGUAGGUUUCCCUCUGGACAAUGACGAGCUCAGGAUGAACACAGUGGGCUGCAUAAUGCCCCACACAGAGGCCAAAGUGGUGGACCCUGUCACUGGGUCCAUAGUUCCUGUUGGAGCCUCAGGAGAGCUGCUAAUCCGAGGAAGCUGCGUGAUGCUCGACUACUGGGAAGAUGAGGCUAAAACCAAAGAGGCCAUUGGUAAAGAUCGAUGGUACAGAACAGGAGACAUAGCCAGUUUGAACAGCAGGGGAUACUGUGCCAUAGAAGGACGGAUAAAAGAUCUCAUCAUCAGAGGAGGUGAAAACAUCUAUCCAGCAGAAGUAGAGCAGUUUUUAUUCACACAUCCAAAAGUCAAAGAGGUGCAGGUGGUAGGAGUGAGAGACGAGCGGCUGGGUGAGCAGGUGUGUGCAUGCAUCACCCUGAAAGACGGACAAAGCUGCACUCCAGAAGAGAUCCAGUCAUUCUGCAAAGGACAGAUCUCCCACUUUAAAAUCCCGUAUUAUGUGAUGUUUGUGGACAGUUUCCUACUGACAGCAUCGGGGAAGAUCAAGAAGAUGACGCUGAAGGAAAAUAUGGAGAAACAACUUGGCCUUCAAUGA